Messenger RNA from Oryza brachyantha (malo sina), 1479 nucleotides. RefSeq names its product 30S ribosomal protein S1. The record is from RefSeq and is a predicted model, not a curated record. Bases 45 to 1157 code for a protein of 370 amino acids. Gene Ontology annotation, molecular function: nucleic acid binding. NCBI's taxonomy places the organism in Eukaryota, Viridiplantae, Streptophyta, Magnoliopsida, Poales, Poaceae. The transcript is spliced from 11 exons.
CCUCCACCACCACCACCACCACCGGCGGCGGCGGCGGCGGCGCAAUGCUGGCGGCGGCGGCUCUCCGGCCCGCGACCUCGCUCGCGGCCUUCUCCCCCUCCCCCUCCACCUCCAGGUCCCCUCCUCCGCCCGCGCUCCUCUCCUUCCCUCCCCGCCCUCACCACCGGUUCCCGCUCUCCGCCACCGCCCAGGAGGGCGCGUCGACCUCCUCCGCCGCCUCCGCUACCCCGAUCGACGAAGCGCGCCUAGCACAGUUCGCGGCGGAUUGGCAGGCCGUGCGCGCGGAGAAGGACCAGGGGAGGAUCCUGGAGCUGCCUGUGCUGCGGGCCAACAGUGGCGGGUUGAUCCUCAGGUUCAACUCCCUGCAGGGCUUCGUGCCCAACCCUCUCCUCAGCCCUGCACAUUGGUGCAAAGACCCCAAAAGGCCCAUUCAAGAUGUUACAAAGGAUCUUGUAGGUUCGUCCAUUUCUGUCAAGGUAGUUGAAGCAAAUGAGGAAGAAAGGAAGCUUGUCUUCUCCGAAAAGGAUGCGAGUUGGUCCACACAUUCUUCUCAAGUAAAGAUUGGUGAAAUAUAUGAUGGAAUUGUCGGUUCAGUUUUCCACUACGGUGCAUUUGUUCAUCUCCGAUUUCCUGAUGGAAAUUAUCAUCUUACUGGCCUUGUACAUAUCUCUGAGGUCUCUUGGGAUCUCGUCCAAGAUGUCCGAGAUUUUUUAAAUGAAGGUGAUACUGUCAAGGUCAUAGCUGUGAACGUUGAUUUGGAGAAAUCAAGGAUAGCUUUAUCAAUUAGACAACUGGAGGAAGAUCCUCUACUGGAGACUUUGGACAAAGUUAUUCCUUUAGAGGCUGAUCAAUCACCUAAUGUUGGGACCACGUCACCUCCUUCAGAAGAUGACCUUCUUCCAGGACUUGACGGUAUAUGUAAUGAACUACUGCAAGAGGAUGGUAUAACAGAUGUACAGUUUGGGCGCCGAGCAUUGGAGAAGCGUGUUGUUUCACAAGAUUUGGAGCUCUGGCUUUCCAGCGUGCCAGCUAAGGACAAUCAGUUCAAACUUCUUGCUCGAGCUGGCAGACAGGUCCAAGAAGUAUAUUUGACUACCAGCCUAGACCAGGAGGGCAUAAAGAAGGCGGUACAGAGAGUACUAGGACGUGUUCCUUGAUUUGGCGCACACACGAGCAGACAACCUGAAAAGUUCGUCGUUGUUUCCACAUUCACCUGAACUUCUCAGCUGGAGAUUACUUAACCGAAAAUUGUAAAUUUUGUCAGUAAUACAAUGAGUAGGUAGGUACCCUUGGUGCAUGCAUGUACUAAGUACUUUGGCUGAAACCUCAAGGCCAACUGUAUAUAAAUAUAUGAAUAUUCAUUUCCAGUGUCACAGGUGCUUGUUCUGGUAACUAAUAUCUUAGAUAUGCCUGCCUUUCUUGUCAAAGCUGCUUCUUGUGCAAGGUGUAAAUCUACUCCCCUAAAACUAAGUACAUUUU